UGAUUUAUACAACGCCGUCUUAUGCAGUAGCGAGGCCCUCAGAUUACAUAGGAAAGGUGCAGAGCAGAAGUGAUUUUUCAGCAGACGAUCAUGGCAAGCUUAGUAGGAAAAUGGAGCUUUGUGUCCUCCGACAACAUGGAACCGUAUAUGGAAGCUUCAGGCGUUCCAGAAAAUUUACGAGAGAUUGCUCGUAAAAACCAGCCCAAUAUGGAGAUCAGCAACUCCGGCGACUCGUGGACGAUCAAAACAGUGGUCGGAGAGAAAGUCAAAGACUCCACGUUUAAGAUCGGGGAGGAGUUCGACUCCGUGUCUCUGACAGGCCAGCCUCUGAAGUGCACCGUCGCUUUGAAUGGCGAAGAAAUGACCGAGACGCAGAAGGCGGGGGACAUAGUUGUGACCAUCACAAGGAAGGUUGAGAACGGCCAGCUCCUGUCUACGAUGACCAUCAAUGGAGUGUCUGCUGUCAUCAAAUUCCAGAAGGCCUAGAGCACACACCCUGUGCCUUCAUCAUUCUAAAUUAUUUGUCUGUCAAAUCUAUAUAUUACAUGCCAUUGUGGAUUCAUUCGAUGAAGAUUACUUUGCAUUUUCUGCAUAAUAUACAAUGAAAUAAAUGCGUAGAAGUAA
Messenger RNA from Magallana angulata, 624 nucleotides. RefSeq names its product sodium/calcium exchanger regulatory protein 1-like. Gene Ontology annotation, cellular component: cytosol; nucleus. Bases 91 to 486 code for a protein of 131 amino acids. Gene Ontology annotation, biological process: fatty acid transport. The record is from RefSeq and is a predicted model, not a curated record. The transcript is spliced from 4 exons. Lineage: Eukaryota; Metazoa; Mollusca; Bivalvia; Ostreida; Ostreidae. Gene Ontology annotation, molecular function: fatty acid binding.